CUGACUACAUGCUCUACAGAACGGCUGAGGACGGUUGCCUGGUGUCAUUAGCAAGCGGCAAGUAUGGCGGUGGCGCGAGUCGAUGGGGCUCUGGCUCCGGGAGAAGGAUCAGUGGUGAACUGGUCAGGGCAAGGACUGCAGAAAUUAGGUGCCAACUUGCCCUGUGAAGCUGAUGUUCAUACAUUGAUUCUGGAUAAAAAUCAGAUUAUUAAACUGGAAAAUCUAGAGAAAUGCAAACAGUUAAUACAGUUGUCAGUGGCUAACAAUCGCUUGGUCCGGAUGAUGGGUGUGGCCAAACUGACUCAACUCAGAGUGUUAAAUUUACCCCAUAAUAGUAUUGGCUGCAUGGAAGGCCUGAAGGACCUAGUCCAUUUGGAGUGGCUGAAUCUAGCAGGCAAUAAUCUGAAGACCAUGGAGCAAAUCAAUAGCUGUACAGCUCUUCAGCACCUUGAUUUAUCAGACAAUAACAUACCCCAGAUAGGUGAUAUAUCGAAAUUGAUAUCUUUGAAGACCUUGCUUUUACAUGGAAACAUCAUCACUUCUCUUAGAAUGGCACCUGCUUAUCUACCCAGAAAUCUUUCUAUAUUGUCUUUGGCAGAAAACGAAAUCCGAGACUUAAAUGAGAUCUCGUUUUUGGCCUCUUUAAGUGAACUGGAGCAGUUAUCAAUCAUGAACAACCCUUGUGUGAUGGCGACCCCGUCCAUUCCAGGGUUUGACUAUCGGCCGUACAUCGUCAGCUGGUGUCUGAAUCUCAGAGUACUUGAUGGAUACGUGAUUUCUCAAAAGGAAAGUCUGAAGGCUGAAUGGCUCUAUAGUCAAGGCAAGGGGAGAUCGUAUCGGCCUGGUCAGCACAUCCAGCUUGUCCAGUACCUGGCUACCGUCUGUCCUCUUAUUUCUGCACUGGGUCUUCAAACUGCAGAGGAUGCCAAACUAGAGAAGAUUCUGAGCAAACAGAGGUUUCACCAGCGCCAGCUGAUGAAUCAGAGCCAAAAUGAAGAGUUGUCUCCCCUUGCUGCUGUUGAAGCAAGGGUGCCCCGGACCCCUGAGUGUGCAAGCCCCGUGCAGGAUGUCCAGGAGCGCGAACCUGUCCUCCAAAUCAAUUCUUGGGUUGGGAUCAGCAGCAAUGACGAACAGUUGUAUGCUGUGAAGAGUAACUUCCCAGCUGCUGCACACGCAACAAGGUAUUCUCGGAACGACCUUCACCUGGAAGACAUUCAGACAGAUGAGGACAAGCUAAACUGUAGUCUGCUCUCUUCAGAGUCCACUUUUAUGCCAGUUGCAUCAGGACUAUCUCCAGUGUCUCCCACUGUUGAGCUGAGGCUACAGGGCAUUAACUUGAGCCUGGAGGAGGAGUAUGGUGCAGAUGAAUUCACAAAAGGGCUGGAAAACCAGGACUCGGAUAAGGACGUGGAAAAGUCUUUAUGGGAUACGAAUGAGAGUUCUGUUCAAAUGCUGAAACAUAAGAUCAGUCCAGAAGCAAGGGAGGAACCUGGGCUGCUACCCUGUCCCAAGUCAGUGGUCGUCAGUGCUCUCUUGAAGGAGGAUAACCACAGUGUUACAUCUCACUCUGAGUCAGUUGGACACAGUGCAUCCCACACAGAACCAACCAGAGAAGAAGUCAUGUCUCCUACCACUUCAGAGAAAUUUCCCUGCAGGAUUUUUACCCAGAGACCUGGUGCUUUGGGUCAAGAUAAAGUCACCGUUCAGAAACUAAAUGCAGCUGCCACUAAGCUUCAGGCCUGUUGGCGAGGCUUUUACACCAGGAACUACGAUCCACAAGCCAAAGGGGUCCGCUAUGAAAUCCGGCUACGCAGGAUGCAGGAGCACAUUGUCGGCCUGACAGAUGAAGUGAGGAGGUUAAGAAAAGAAAGAGAUGAAGAACGUGUGAAGAAUUUUGUGCAAGAGGAGGCUGUCAGGUUCCUGUGGAACGAGGUAAGAUCUCUACAAGCUUGGCAACAGACAGUGGAACAGCGUCUAGUUUCCUGGCAUCCUGAUGUGCCUCCUAUAUCAAGUACUCUGGUGUCACCUAAGCCUCGGUCAUUGCCACCACAUCAGGACCCCUCUUCCGACCAGAAUUCAGAUUGGUUCGUUGCUGAGGAUGAAGGUCCUCGAGGGAAAUCACUGCCAGACUUUCCCGACUCUGGUUUCCACUCCUCCCUGACAGAACAAGUUCACUCUUUGCAGGAUUCUUUGGAUUUUGAAAAGAGUUCUGUAGAAAUCAGCGAAAACUCCUUGUUGGGGAAUUCCGCUGACACAGUGAAAUACAUCAAAGACCCAGACUCAGAGGCCACCGCGGAGGAGCACAGCGACCGCAGUGCCAGCGAGCAGGACGACACCCUGCUCCUACAGUAUUUAACGUCAGUCCAGCAGCUGGACGACGACGCGGAGACUGCGCAGCCUGAUGUGGCAGGGCACGAAAAGCGGCACCUAGCUUGUUCUCCCGAAAGGUUAGAUGCCUCCUCCGACAGUGAGACUCAUAGAGAGUCUCCUGCCUUACAGGAUGAAAUUAGCCAGAUGCCAGAGAGUUGUCAGUUAAACGAAGAAGCCCAGGGGCAGCCUCCGGACUGCGACGCUGCAUGUCAGGCGUUGUGUGCGGGUGUCGCUGUGCAGCCUGUCUGAUUAACUGGGAAGUGGAACUUCACUUGGAUUUCUUUUAUGUUUUCAAGUUUCUUUUUUGUAAGGGAGCAAUCCUUUCCUCUAUUUUGUUAUUGUUUAUAUACAACUUGUAUUCUUGUCCCACACUUUUUAGAUAUUAGCUACUGAACUAUGUCUUCAUUUUUGUUGUACUACUGUACUAAACAAUAUUGAUAUUAAAAGGCAUAUGCACUUUAUUUCUUAAUAAUGACACCAAUAAUGUUUCCUUUACAUCCGUACUGCCUUUCAGAAACAGUUUCUUGAAAUAGUUUUGGUGAUUUAAAGAGGAGAACUUGGUUCUUCUUAACUACAUAGUAAGGGACACAUUGUGUAAGGCAUGACCAGGAUGAGGACUGUGGACAACUGAAAUUUCCCAGGCAGUCUCCUUGGACUAAAACUGUAGUUUGUCACCCUCUGAGUUAAGGAAAGUCUUAUAUAAGAACAUUUAGGGAGAAUAAAGUUGUGUGUGUGUGUGUGUGUGUAUGGUGUGUGUGUGUGUGUGUGUGUGGUGUGUGUGUAUGGUGUGUGUGUGGUGUGUGUGUGUAUAUGGUGUGUGUGUGUGUGUGGUGUGUGUGUGUGUGUGUAUAUAUGGUGUGUGUGUGUGUGUGUAUGGUGUGUGUGUGUGUGUGGUGUGUGUGUGUGCUGGCAGUUAAACUCCGAGCCUCGAGAAUGCAGUGAGCAUGUGCUUUGGCACUGAACUGCUCGCCAAACUCCUAGCUUAUAAGAUUUUUAAGUGGGGUCAUUAAAUUGCCUCAUGACCAACGUUAGCUAAUUUGUGGAUUAGUUUUGAAAUAAAGUAUUCCAUAUAGGAUUACAGGAUUAAAAUCAAGCUUACUUGGGCAAGGCUAUUUCUCCUUGAUAUGGAGAAAGGAGACAUAAGAGUUAUUCCCUCGGAAUCAUGCUGCUCAAAUGUCUCUUUAUUAUGUACUUUUUUAAGGCUAUUGACAUUUAUGUGCCAAUAUUUUGGGAAGAAAUACAUUGUAAGAAAUCAAUAUGUAUUCGUCAUUACGUUCUUGCUUUUAUUUCUAUAUAUACUUCACCAGAAGAGCCAAAGCUACAUUUCACUCUGUGUGUGUGUGUAUGUGUGUGUGUGUAUGUGUGUACCACAAGUUCUACAGCCCUCUGCAUGCUGGGUAAGUUCUGUACCGUGGAGCUGUCUCUCAGUCCUUAUUUCACUUAUGACCUUUGUCCCAUAGUGGAGAACAUUUAAAAUCCUGAUAGACAGGAAAUGUUUUAUUUUUCUAAAGGUUUUUUUUUUUUUUUAUCUGAUCUCUAAAAAGUGCCACAUUUGAAGGACAAUUUACUGGUGACUAAGAAAAAAUAAAUCAGGCUAGCCUAGUGGCACAUGCCUUUAAUCCCAGUACUUGGGAAGCAGAGGCAGGCAGCUUCCUAUGAGUUCAAGGACAACUGGGUUUACUAGUGAGUUCCAGGUCAGCCAGGGCUGCAUGUGAGACCCUGUCUCAAAACAAACAAAAAAAAACCAAGAAAACAGUAAAAGCAGCAGCAGCAACAACGAUAGAAAAGAAAAAAAGAAAAGAAAAUAAUAAAAAAUAUCUUCAGGAAUAAUAAUGUGUUUGAAUGUUAAGGUCUGUCUGUCAAUCAAAGGUGACAUUUAGGCAUUGUAUUUCUUAGAAUGUCCGGCUGCCAUUAAGUAGCACAGAACAGAUCUGAUUGUUCCAACCGUGGGCAAGCAACUGUUUAAAAUUCUGACAGUACUUCUGUUCUCUAAACUCAGGUGCUAAUAUCAUCCAUUAUUCUGUUAAAGCCAUUAGAGCCCUUUAAUUCAAAGUAUAUGAAACAAAAGUUCUGGUCCUUCCAAAAUAGAGUUGAGGACCACAUGGUGCUUGCCGAGAGGAACAUUUCUACGGUGUGGCCAGCUGUACUUGCUUGGUUUAUGACUAUGUAGCUCUCAGGUUGAGAAGGCUUGCAUUUCAUUCUCAGAAUCCUUUGAAAAGGACAUGUUUUCUGUGUUUUAUAAACAGAACAACAGUCUUUGUUUUUUUGGGGUUUUUUUUUUUUUGGCUUUUGGUUUUUCAAAACAGGGUUUCUUUGUGUAGCCCUGGCUGUCCUGGAACUCACUCUGUAGACUAGGCUGGUCUGAACCCAGAAAUCUGCCUGCCUCUGCCUCCCGAGUGCUGGGACUAAAGGUGUACACCACCACUGCCCGGCAGAACAACAGUCUUUACUUCAAACUAUUUUCUCUAGUAUAGAUUUGUAAUAUUGGGUACUUGAUGGAGGAAAACUGAAAAUUUAACUCUGAAUAAUAAUUACCUUUUAUAAUUUUGCAUUUCUUUUCUUUUUUUAAGAUUUAUUUAUUUAUUAUAUGUGAGUACACUGUAGCUGGCUUCAGACACCCCAGAAAAGGGCAUCAGAUCUCAUUAGGGAUGGUUGUAAGCCACCAAGUGGUUGCUGGGAUUUGAACUCAGGACUUUCAGAAGAGCAGUCAGUGCUCUUAACCACUGAGCCAUCUCUCCAGCUCCUCUUUUCUUUUUUCUUUCUUUCUUUCUUUCUUUCUUUCUUUCUUUCUUUCUUUCUUUCUUUCUUU
Molecule: messenger RNA, 5179 nt
Organism: Apodemus sylvaticus (European woodmouse)
Lineage: Eukaryota; Metazoa; Chordata; Mammalia; Rodentia; Muridae
Gene: Cep97
Product: centrosomal protein 97
Exons: 11
Coding region: 64-2619 (851 amino acids)
Biological process (GO): mRNA splicing, via spliceosome
Cellular component (GO): U2 snRNP
Molecular function (GO): U2 snRNA binding; protein binding
Source: RefSeq, a predicted model, not a curated record